Messenger RNA from Penicillium atrosanguineum, 564 nucleotides. RefSeq lists its product as uncharacterized. Bases 1 to 564 code for a protein of 187 amino acids. The record is from RefSeq and is a predicted model, not a curated record. Lineage: Eukaryota; Fungi; Ascomycota; Eurotiomycetes; Eurotiales; Aspergillaceae. The transcript has a single exon.
AUGUCGCAUGAUGUUGUUCAGAUUCUUCGAACAGGGGUGGCUCUCACUGAGAGACUACUCAUUUGUCCUAUUUGCUACGACGUGUCUAGGCCCCCUCGAGUGACGGUGCAAAAUGUGCUCCUCAUCGGCCAGCUCAUGUUCGGGAUAACAGCUGGCUACCAAAAGUACAUACGCUGGCUGAAGGAAUACUGUAAUGAACUUGAUGUCGGAAGUAACUGUGAAACAGUCUAUCUUGACUCCGGCCUUGGAAUGCCCUCAGACCUCAGUUUACAACUCAGCGGCGAGAGGUUCCGAGACCUCGUCAUGCACGGCCUUCAAGCAGAUACCGAAAGGCUUUUAUUUUUGGGUGAUAAGUUUGCGCAACGACAACGCAAUCGUCAUAUGGUUGGGCAUGAAGGUUGUCCUAGUACUGAAGGGCGCUGUCAAAAGAAAGAAGAUGGGUUCGAUCACGAUCCCCUUGACCUCUGUCCGCAAGACCCUGAGGCGCGGAAAUUGGUGCCUUGUUUCCGCAUCGUCGAUGAGGUUCGACGGAUGAUAAUAGAAGUCGCAGAUGCGGUUGGAUGA